Xenopus laevis (African clawed frog) is the source of this 4735-nucleotide messenger RNA. RefSeq names its product lysine (K)-specific demethylase 4C S homeolog (gene kdm4c.S). Lineage: Eukaryota; Metazoa; Chordata; Amphibia; Anura; Pipidae. The record is from RefSeq and is a predicted model, not a curated record. Gene Ontology annotation, cellular component: chromatin; nucleus. Gene Ontology annotation, molecular function: histone H3K9 demethylase activity; histone H3K36 demethylase activity; histone H3K9me2/H3K9me3 demethylase activity. Gene Ontology annotation, biological process: regulation of gene expression; DNA-templated transcription; chromatin remodeling. The transcript has 22 exons. Bases 83 to 3523 code for a protein of 1146 amino acids.
AGCAAAUCUGGAAACAUUAUACACUGGCUAUACAAACAAUAGCAGUAGUGGUGGUGGAGUAGCGCUGUUAUGUAUACUGAACAUGGACCUCGGAAAUGCGUCCCCAAACAAUAACAGGGAGCCUAGAACGCGAGCACUCUGCCUCAAGGACGCGCAUCCCCGCCUCAUUAACUCUCUGCAGGCCGGGCGACGUCAUCAAGCUCAGCCCGGAGUAGCAGCUGUAAAGACGCCAGAGACUUGUUGCGGCUUGAACGGGCAGGCCUUUACUAGGAGAAAGGGCCUUGAAUCAGAGAAAAAAAAUUCUCUCAAGAUGACUUCAAGUGACUCGGAUGAGCAGAAUCCUAACUGCAAAAUUAUGACAUUUAGACCAACGUUUGAGGAGUUCAAAGACUUUAACAAAUAUCUGGUAUACAUGGAGUCGAAGGGUGCUCAUCGAGCAGGGCUGGCAAAGGUGAUUCCACCAAAGGAAUGGAAGCCCAAGAGACACUAUGAUGACAUAGAUGAUCUUGUGAUUCCUGCACCAAUUCAGCAGAUGGUUACUGGCCAGUCAGGCCUUUUCACUCAGUAUAAUAUUCAGAAAAAACCAAUGACUGUAAAGGAGUUCCGGCAUAUGGCUAACAGUGGCAGGUAUUGUACUCCCACAUACAUUGAUUACGAGGAUCUGGAACGCAAGUACUGGAAAAAUGUAACAUUUGUGCCGCCAAUAUAUGGAGCAGAUGUCAAUGGAAGCCUCUAUGAAAAAGAUGUUAAUGAAUGGAACAUUUCUCGACUCAACACCAUUCUGGAUGUUGUAGAAGAGGAAUGUGGAAUAUCUAUUGAAGGUGUUAAUACUCCUUACCUCUACUUUGGUAUGUGGAAGACAACAUUUGCAUGGCAUACCGAAGACAUGGAUCUGUACAGCAUUAACUACCUCCAUUUUGGGGAGCCAAAGUCAUGGUAUACAGUCCCACCAGAGCAUGGUAAAAGACUAGAAAGACUGGCUCAAGGUUUCUUCCCCAGCAGUUUUCAGGGCUGCGAUGCAUUUCUGAGGCAUAAAAUGACUCUCAUAUCGCCGUCAAUAUUGAAGAAAUAUGGAAUUCCAUUUAGCAAGAUUACACAAGAAUCUGGUGAAUUUAUGAUCACUUUCCCAUAUGGGUAUCACGCCGGUUUCAAUCAUGGUUUCAACUGUGCCGAAUCAACAAAUUUUGCUACAGUCCGGUGGAUUGAUUACGGAAAAAUUGCCAAACUGUGUUCUUGCAGCAAUGACAUGGUUAAAAUCUCUAUGGAUAUAUUUGUCAAGAUGUUUCAGAAAAGUAGAUAUCAGCUAUGGAAACAAGGGAAGGAUAUCUGCACAAUUGAUCAUACAAAACCAACAACUGGACCAACACAAGAAGUAAUAGCCUGGAAAAUGAAGCGAAGUCGGAGGAGGAAAGGACCUGUCAAGAGUAUCUUCCAUUACAGCCUUCAGCAUACUAGAUCUCGUUCUAAGAAGCUUAAGACUCCGGAGGACAAGAAAGCUGUGGUAGCAGGGGCAGAAAUCGUAGUUACUGAAGCUGCAGAUGACUUCAAGGUCAAUCACAAACCUGCAGUAAAAGCGGAGCUAGAAGAGAAAGAAAAGCCUACUGGGUGUAUGAUGAAUAUUAAAGCAGAGAAUGUGAAUCAAAGUGGAUCGAAUACUAUCCAGGCUUCAUCAGGUAUGGGAUCCAGUCUUCAAGAGCAGAAAGUAAUUGCAGAACAAAAUGGUGGCAGUAACCUCAAUUUGGCUUCUUCAGGUUCAGAUGCAUUAGCUGGCACUUUUGCCACUUCUACUGACCUGAAAGUGCAAGAGGGAAGAUAUAUACAGGAGGAGACUGAGAAGAAUGUACAAGACUAUCAUGCCUCAGAGCUUGAGAGUACAGAGAAAGAUGACACAAUUAGCAAUUGCAGUGAAGAAGAUACCAGUGACCUUGAUAUUGCUGAAAACAGCCUUGAACCUGGAGAAAUUCCUAAUGUGAAUAAUGAUGAGAAACCGGUCUCUGAAAUCUCCAGUCCGUGUGUUACACAUUUGGUAGAAAAGCGUGGAAAGCUGAAACAGACCACAAAGAGCAGAAGACUUCCGCUAAGCAAUCCUCCAUGUGGAUCUCCAAUGAUGGUGCUUAAGGAAGAUGCUAUAAGUGAUGGAGAAUUGUCAGAAAGUCCUUGUAUGGAUGAUGUUGCAGAAACAGAAUCCUGGGCAAAACCACUUUUUUACCUCUGGCAGACUAAGUCUCAAAGUUUUGCUGCUGAAAAAGCAUACAAUCAAUCAGUUUCAGGAAGGAAGCCAUACUGUGCCGUAUGCACUCUCUUCUUGCCUUAUAACAAGUCGGAAACCUACAAUGAUGAUGUUCAGGCUUACUGGGAUGACCUAUCAAAUAGUAUCAUUUCAUCUCACUCAAAAACAAAGUGUCUAAUCCCAGAGUUGUGCUUUAAAUACAAGAAAGGGAAAAAACAACAUUCAUCCCAGAAAAGCUACAUUAAAGAUGAUGAGAGAAGUCUGUUAGUUACCUGUGUAAAGUGUUGUGUCCAGGUUCAUUCAAGUUGUUAUGGCGUUCCUUCCCAUGAAAUUCAUGAUGGAUGGAUGUGUGCUCGGUGUAGAAUUGGAGUUUGGGCAGCAGAAUGCUGUCUUUGCAACUUGCGAGGAGGUGCAUUAAAGCAAACAACAGAUGAUAAGUGGGCACAUGUAAUGUGUGCUAUUGCUGUUCCAGAAGUCAAAUUUCAAAACCUGACCGAAAGAUCUGAAAUAGAUACCUCUACGAUUCCUCUUGAAAGAUUAAAACUGCGAUGUGUUUUCUGCAGAGAAAGAGUUAACAGGGUUUCUGGAGCAUGCAUCCAGUGCUCAUAUGGGCGCUGUCCAACAUCGUUUCAUGUGACCUGUGCUCAUGCAGCCGGUGUACUGAUGGAGCCCGAUGACUGGCCCUUUGUAGUGUAUACGACAUGCUUCAGGCACAUGAUCAAUCAGAAUAUGAGAAGUAAAAUUGUUAAGAAAGCAAUAUCCAUUGGUCAAACUGUAAUCGCAAAACACAGAAACACAAGAUAUUACAAUUGCCAGUUAAAAGAAAUGACAUCCCAAACCUUUUAUGAAAUUGUGUUUGAUGAUGGAUCUACAAGCAAAGACACUUUCCCUGAAGAUAUUGUUAACAGAGACUGUCUUACGCAAGGUCCACCAGCAGAGGGAGAGGCAGUUGAGGUGAAGUGGUCCGAUGGCUUACUUUAUGGAGGAAAAUAUAUUGGAAAGAAUAUAGUUUACAUGUAUCACGUUGAGUUUGAAGAUGGCUCCCAGAUUGUCACUAAAAGAGAAGAUAUUUACACACUUGAUGAAGAGCUUCCGAAAAAGAUUAAAUCCCGCUAUUCCAGAGCCUCUGACAUGAAAUUUGAAGAUGAGUUUUAUGGAGAAGAGGUCAUUUGUGGUCAGAAGAAAAGGCAGAGAGUGCUCAAUGUGAAGUUAGAAAAUGAUUAUGUUAAUGAUCCAUUAUAUCAUACUUUCCUAAAGAGCUCAUUCCAGAAGACAUGCCAGCAAACACUCUGAAGACUGCAAAGAUCCCUACUACAACUUGCACUUUGGCUUAAUAACGAUAGAGACGUCUAAGGAUUAAGAUUCAUAUGUAUAUACAUAACUUUGUUAGAAAAAUGAAUUGUUGUGAAUUAUUAUCCAAAAAAAUGACAAAGCAAUGAAUUGAUAGCACAAAACGAAAGUCAUAUUUCAUUAGACUUCAGUGGUUGAUAAAGUUUAAAAAAACACAAUUGGAAAUAACUUUCUUAAGAAACUCAGGACUCCAGCGUACUACUUUUUUUAAGGAACUCCGUAUAAUCAGUUUAAUGCAAAACUUUAAAUUCCACAAUUAAAAAUUUCAUACCAGCAUUAAACUUUUGGAAGUGCAUAUGCAAAUAUGUCAGGGAUUAAAAUAUCAUUUAUAGAAGUCUUUUUUUUUUUUUUUUUUUUUUUUAUGUUGUAGACUUAAUUUUUAUUGUAUGUUUGUGUCUCAUGUUUCAUUGUCCUCCAUGAGAGAUAACUAAUUUGAAUGGUUAUUUACAUACAGAAAUGAACUGAAGAUUUUUUUUAAAUUAUUUGUAUUAUUUAUUCAAGAACUGACCAUCCCUGGCCAUCAGCUAGAUGUUACAUCUUUGCACACUCUAUUUUUUUUUGUUAAGUAGGAGAAUAAUCCAGUCAAUGGUCUACAACACCUGACACCAUGGGGUAAAGAGAGCUGUUAUCAAUAUAUUUUUUUUCAUGGACAAUCCUAAGCAAUAAACCAUUAUCUGCACAUACCUUCUCAAUUAGAUGGGAAAUCCAACUGUUUCAUUCCUUCUCACAGAUAUUUUUUCUGUAUAACAAAUUACUAUUUAGUUUCCUCCCCUUGGCAUAGUCCAGAAAGAAUAACAGAUGGUCUGGAAAAGUCGAUCUGUGAUGGUCUGUGAAAUAAUUUGAUAUCUCUACUCUGUUUUGAACAUUUGGAUUAUUUACUAUUUUUGCCGUUAGAUUUCUCUUCUUGUCCUGGAAGUUAAGCAGUGAAACCACAGUAUAUCACCUACAGUGUCCUUUGCCAAACUACACUCCAACUAUAUAAUAUUUUUCAGCAAUAAGCAAUGUUUUCUAGAACAAAAUACAGAUAUUCUUUUUGUUUGGGAUGUGGAUUUUUCUUACUAUUUGGCUACUUGCUUUGGAACUGCACCUAUAUUUAUGCAUAUUUGAGACAUAAGUGGAGAAUGGAAUGCAGUAAUAAAAUCAUUUUUAAAAACG